GAAUGGGAAAAAUAAAGUGAAGGUGAUUGGUGUGUAUCGAAUCUGAACCCGUGUUCACUUACAGGGAAAAAAUUCUCCUGAGAACCCAAACAUAGAAAUCCCAUCGUUCCUAUUUCCAAGUCAGGUUUGAAUGAAAGGAAAGAACGGGUGAUCGGGAGGGAAUGGGGGCCUCGCUGUCGAACCUAGGAAGCAACGGUUCGGCCGCCGCUCCGGGCCUCGGCGACAUCCCGGAGAAUUGCGUCGCCCGCGUUUUCCUCCACCUCACUCCGCCGGAGAUAUGCAACCUAGCGCGCCUCAACCGCUCUUUUCGCGGCGCUGCCUCCGCCGAUUCCGUCUGGCGAACGAAGCUGCCUACCAACUACCAAGAUCUGCUCGAUUUGAUGCCUCCCGAGAGGUACCGGAAUCUCUCCAGGAAGGACAUCUUCGCGCUGCUCUCUCGGCCAGUGCCGUUCGACGACGGCAACAAGGAAGUGUGGCUGGACAGGGUCACGGGAAGGGUUUGCAUGUCAAUUUCGGCGAAGGCGAUGUCUAUUACUGGAAUUGAUGACCGUAGAUACUGGACUUGGGUUCGUACUGAAGAAUCUAGGUUCAACACUGUAGCAUAUUUGCAGCAAAUAUGGUGGUUUGAAGUGGAUGGGGAAGUCAGCUUCCCAUUUCCUGCUGAUAUUUAUACUGUAUCCUUUAGGCUUCACCUUGGACGAUUUUCAAAGAGGCUUGGGCGACGCGUGCGCAACUAUGAACACACCCAUGGUUGGGACAUAAAACCAGUGAAAUUUGAGUUGUCAACCAUGGAUGGUCAGCAAGCAUCAUUCGAGUGCUGUCUGGAUGAAGCUGAGCCUGACGAUGCACACGGCAAUCAAAAGUGCGGACAUUGGGUAGAUUACAAGGUGGGUGAGUUUAUUGUCAGGGGAUCAGAACCUACAACCAAAGUAAGAUUCUCCAUGAAACAGAUUGACUGUACACACUCUAAAGGUGGGCUUUGUGUAGAUUCUGUAUUUAUUAUACCUAGUCAUUUGAGAGAGCGCACCAGAAGCGGAAUUCUGAAAUAACCACACAGAGUAGGAGUUUAUUUUUUAAAUUUUUUGGUAGUUGGUAUGCAUGGUACGAAGGGGCCAAUUAUAUAUUCAGUCUGUCUAAAAUUUUUGAAGUUUAGUUUUAA
Molecule: messenger RNA, 1159 nt
Organism: Vigna unguiculata (cowpea)
Lineage: Eukaryota; Viridiplantae; Streptophyta; Magnoliopsida; Fabales; Fabaceae
Product: F-box protein PP2-A15-like
Molecular function (GO): protein binding
Source: RefSeq, a predicted model, not a curated record